AUGGCUGCCUCUCUACCUGAUGACCAUCAAGGGUGGAAUGAGAGUAUUCAUCAAAUACUUCUGGAAGCGCAACAUCGGUGGCUACGGCCUGCAGAAAUCUGUGAAAUUCUGAGCAACCAUGAAAAGUUCCGUAUUGCCCAAGAGCCCCAAAACAGGCCACCAAGUGGUUCCCUUUUCCUGUUUGACCGCAAGGUAAUGAGAUAUUUCAGAAAAGAUGGGCAUAACUGGAGGAAGAAAGAAGCUCAUGAGAGGCUCAAGUCUGGCAGCAUUGAUGUGCUGCAUUGCUAUUAUGCACAUGGAGAAGGAAAUGAGAAUUUUCAAAGAAGAACAUAUUGGAUGCUUGAAGAGGAACUACCACGCAUAGUUCUUGUCCACUAUCGAGAAGUAACGCAGGGGAAUAGUAGGGCGAGCUUCUACCGUGUCAAAGAGACCGCAGAGGCUAUUUCAAAUUCCCCGAAAACAGACGAUGGAGUUGCUCAGAAUUCUGAGAUGGACACUUCUGUUUCAUCCAACUAUCACUCUUACUGUUACCAAAUGGCUACACAGACAACAGAAGACACAGUAAACAUGGCCAGUGGCAAAGCUUCAGAAUACGAGGAUGUAGAGUCAGUGUACAACCAGCAGGCAAGUUUUGGAUUCCAUGCUAUUUUUGAGGGCCAACAGUCUAAUUCAUGCCUAAAUGUGUCCUGUUCGGAUGGUAAUACAGGGAAGCUGCCAGUUGUUUCCUCAUAUGCUCAAACUGGUGAACUCAAAGAUGUUAAUGGUACUGGAUCAGAAUUUGAAUCGCAAAGUCAAGUUGAAUUAUCAUCAUGGGACUUCGGAAACAGUAGUUAUGGAAUUGAGCACAUGCCAAAUGACUUCCAAUCUCCACUAACAGCUGAUACUGCACCAAUUAAUCCCAAACAAGGAGAUAUGUUACUGGGAAACCUGAUUUUAAGUAGCUUUGGUAAAAGGCAGGAUUCUGCAAGUCAUGUGGCAAUCCAAGAACAAUGGCAGCAGGUGCCAGAUGCACACUGUAGUGUGAUGCCUGAGAAAGAAUCGCACCGUGGUUCUUUCAUGAAGGAUCGUUUGUUGGAUAGUUAUGUGGCUGAAGAAAGUCUGAAAAAACUUGAUAGCUUCAAUCGUUGGAUGAGUAAAGAACUUGGAGAUGUAGUAAAUGAGUCACCUGGACAAUCCACUUCUGCUACAUACUGGCAAAGUGUAGAGAGUGAAGCUGGAGUUGAAAAUUCCAGUUUUCUGUCUCAAUCACACUUGGACCCAUAUUUGAUGACUCCUUCCCUCUCCAAUGACCAGCUUUUCACCAUCGCUGAUUUCUCACCAAACUGGGCAUUCGUUGGCACAGAAGUGAAGGUCUUGAUCACAGGAAAAUUCUUGAAGAGCCAAGAAGACCUAGAAAACUGCAAAUGGUCAUGUAUGUUUGGAGAAGUCGAAGUUCCAGUCGAGAUUAUAGCAGAUGGUGUUCUCCGUUGCUAUAACCCUUUGCUAGAGGCUGGGAGAAUCCCAUUCUACAUCACUUGCUCGAACAGGAUAGCAUGCAGCGAAGUACGUGAAUUUGAAUUCCGUGUCAGCAUUGUCCACGAUGUGUGUCCUGCCGAUAGUCACAACACUGUUGAAAACCUCGAGAUGAGAUUUGGAAAGCUGUUGUGCCUGAGUCCAGUUUCCCCUGUGAAGCUCGAUGCAAGAAGUAUAGGUGAAAGUGAAUUUUUCCAGAUGAGCAGUAAACUCAGAUUCCUGCUGAAAGAAGAAGGUGAUCAAUGGGAUUUGAUGGUGAGGUCGACUUCAGAGGAAGGGUUUUCGGCUCAGAAAGUGAAGGACCAGCUACUUCAGAAGUUCUUAAAGGAUAAACUGCAUGAUUGGCUGUUGCAGAAGGUAGCCGAAGGCGGGAAGGGUGCAAGUGUAUUGGAUGAAAGUGGGCAAGGUGUGCUGCAUUUGGCAGCUGCUCUAGGGUUUGAUUGGGCCUUUGAGCCAACGGUCGUUGCUGGGGUGAGAGUUGAUUUUCGUGAUGUCAAUGGGUGGACUGCCCUUCAUUGGGCUGCUUGUUGUGGCAGGGAGCGGACAGUUGCUUCCCUAUUACAUCUUGGAGCAGCACCUGGAGCACUAACAGAUCCCACUCCUGGAAACCCUACGAGCAGGACACCUGCUGACUUAGCCUCUGUAAAUGGACACAAGGGAAUCGCCGGUUUCCUUGCUGAAUCUGCUUUAACUUCACACUUCACCACACUAGCUCUGGACAAGCAGCAUGGUAGUAAUAAUGGUGUUCCUGCCGUCUCUAGUGCAAAUAAUGUCCAACUUGUCCUAGAACCUUGGACAACACCAGACGAUAAUAAUGGAAAGUCCUUGAAAGAGUCGCUAGAUGCUUUGAGCAAUGCCACUCAAGCUGCUGCUCGUAUUCACCAAGUGUUCAGGGUGCAGUCAUUUCAAAGAAAGCGGCUAAAAGAGCGUGGUGAUGGGAAGCUAAGAAUAUCAGACGAGGAAGAAGCACUUUCGUUAAUCAAGGUGAAGGGAACCAGCAAGAAGCCUGACGAGCCAGUGCAAGCUGCUGCAGUGAGGAUUCAAAACAAGUUUCGGAGUUGGAAAGGUAGGAGGAAGUUCUUGUUUAUCCGGCAACAAAUAGUCAAGAUUCAGGCUCAUGUAAGAGGACACCAGGUGAGGAAGAACUACAGAAAGAUCAUAUGGUCAGUGGGGAUUGUGGAGAAGGUGAUACUUCGAUGGAGAAGGAAGAGAAGUGGUCUCCGCGGAUUCAAACCCGAGUCAUUUACUGAAGGUCAAAACACCAAUAGCAUUCAGCAACGUCCAUCAUCCAGGGAAGACGAUUACGAUUUCUUUAAAGAAGGAAGGAAGCAAACAGAGGCAAGAUCUCAGAUUGCUCUUGCGAGGGUUAAGUCCAUGGUUCAGUAUCCAGAAGCUAGAGAUCAAUACUGCAGACUUCGAAAUGUAGUGACAGAGAUCGAGGAGACAAAGUCUGUUCAAAGUUCUGAAAGAGCAAGGCCUGAUUUUGAUGACCUAAUUGAUCUUGAAUCGCUGUUGGAUGAUGAUAUCUUCAUGCCUACAGCUUAG
Molecule: messenger RNA, 3057 nt
Organism: Linum trigynum
Lineage: Eukaryota; Viridiplantae; Streptophyta; Magnoliopsida; Malpighiales; Linaceae
Source: the annotation of a GenBank genome assembly